Molecule: messenger RNA, 2760 nt
Organism: Moneuplotes crassus
Lineage: Eukaryota; Ciliophora; Spirotrichea; Euplotida; Euplotidae
Source: the annotation of a GenBank genome assembly
UAACAGGAAGAUGGAUCAAAUUAAAAUGUACAGAGAGAACUUCUUGAAGACAAGAAGAAGCAAGAGACACAAGAAUAUGACAGAAGAGGAAGUCAUAAAAGACAACGCUAUUCUUUUGACAGAUGAUGAUAUUAGUAAAGAGAAUUUUUCUUAUAAAUCCAAGACUUUCCCUGAUUCAAACUUUGAACUCCAGUAUGCACCAUGUAGUAUUAUUGAGAAAGUAGACUCAUGUGGUAAUAGCCACAGUGAGUUACGUGUUUUUCACCAUGAUAAGACACAACCAGAUGAGAAACUCCCUGAUGAUUCCUACAUAAUGGAGCUGAAGAACUUGAACAAGGGGGUCGAUCAGUUUGAUAAUGGAAAGCCAGCCAAGCAAGGCCCUAAGAUGAACUAUUGUAUUACAAUGUACCAAGAGACCUGGGGGCAGAUCUUACAGUCUAUAGGAGGUUGUGUCAGAUCCAUAUUUGAGCUAGAGGAAGAAGAUCCACAGGAAUAUGCUGCAGAUAAUUUCGCAAUCAUUUUGGUGGCAGACGGAAUUUCCAAGCUAAAAUAAAGAUUUUAUUGACAAAAUGAUUGAAUACAGGCUAUUUGACGUUGAGAUGUGCCAUAAUGCUGUUUCAAAUUAUAAAGACAAGACUCAUAGCCCAAAGACUUUUGAGAAGCAUAAAACUAAGAUUGCUAGUGAGAAUGAGCUCAGACAGAAAGGAAAUGGAUACUCAUUAAAAGAGUACUCUUAUGCUUCCCAUAACGUGGGACAUAUUUUCGGAACCAAGCUCGACCAGGAUAAACUGAAGGAGAUGUUUGAGGAGAAAGACUACCAGGCUAUACACCCUGACAAAGAGAUAGACGAGCAAAAGUUACCUUAUCUCGUUAAUCUCCAUAACGGUCCAUCUGCUGAGAGCCCUUACCACUGGCUAAUAGAGAAUGGCAAAGAUAAGAACGGUAAUGAGAGGUUCUUCAGAGCUAAUCCAAUCAAGUUCUUCUUCUGUAUUAAGCAUGAGAACUCUGGAAAGAUUGAGUCACACUUGUGGUUCUUCAAGGGUUUCUGCGCCACAACUAAUCCAGUGUACUGCCAGAUGAUCGAUGCAGGUACCAUUCCUCUCAAGAAGUCUAUCAGUUUCAUUUGCAAGUAUAUGGACACUUAUGAUAAUGUUGGUGGUGCCUCAGGAGAAAUCGAAGUAUUUGAACCCUCAGAUGUUGAACUUGGCUCAGGAUAUUUUAGAAUAACUGAUGAGAAGCAAGUUGCUAAAUUAGAAAAGAAAAUUGAAGGUAAAAAGAGAAGAAAAGUUGGCAACAAGAUUAAAUGUCAGAAUGACGAAUGGUAUGUAAAGAAAAGUAGAUCUUGCUUUGCAAAGUUUGAAGCUAGAUGCAUGAUCUUAGCUCAGUAUGUGGAAUAUAAAAUUUCCCAUUAUCUUGAUAAGUCCUUCGAGUCAUUGUUUGGAUUUGUUUCAGUCUUGCCAGGAGCCUUUUGUACAUUCAGAUGGGAAGCAAUUAGUGGAGAUCCCAUGAAGUCAUUCUUCAAGGGGCUCGAGAAAGACAAGCAUACUGCAAAAGAAGCCAACAUGUACUUAGCUGAAGAUAGAGUGAUGUGUCUCGAAAUCCUCAGAAAGUACUCUAAUGCCUGGGUGCUUCGCUACAUUCCAGGAUGUAUUGCACUCACAGAUCCUCCAGACAGUGUAAUUGGACUAAUCAAGCAGAGAAGAAGAUGGACCAAUGGUAGUAUGUUCGCAUCUUGGUAUGUUAUUGAUCACUUGAACAUGAUAAACAGGUCAGGUCACUCUUUCUUCAGAAAAAUGUUCUUAUCAAUGCUGUAUGCUUAUAUGCUCGUUAAUUUUGUGUUUUCUCUUGUUCUUGUGGGAUCUUUGUAUGGAGCCUUCAGUAUUUUUGUUAGUGAAUACUUUGAUGAGGAAGAAUGUGGAUCUUUUGGAGGAGCCAGAAUUUUAGAAACAGCUUAUCUUUCACUUCUGUUUAUUUUCAUUCUGAUGUCUAUUACAAAACCAAUAUCUAAAAGUGGAUGGAUUUAUAGUCUGUUUGUGGUCUUCUUUGGUAUAUUCAUUUUUAUAUCUAUUGCAGUUGGGUUAAAUUUCUUCUGGAAAAACAGAGAGAGUGUCUGGAUAGCUAUCAUGUUGGGUGCAACAUUAGUUGGAUCCUAUAUUUUACCACCGAUAUUCAAUUGGAACAGGAUGAAUUUGUGUAAAUACUUUUUCGGUGCAAUAAUUCUUGUAUUCCUUUCUCCAACCUAUGUCAACAUCAUUAUCAUCUACUCAAUGGCUAACCUUCACGAUGUGAGUUGGGGAAACAGAGAAACUGACGAAACUAAUGCAGAGGCGACAAAGCGUGCUUUGGAACAAUUCAGAGCUCUAUACCUCAUAGUAUGGAUUGCUGCUAAUGUAGCUUAUGGAUACACCAUCAUCUACAUUACAGACACAAAUCAGACCUUCUUCGUCCUGAUUUUAACAGUGUUUGUGUCUGGUCAAGUCUUGAUAAAACUAGUAUCUGCAGUAAUAUACUUCUUCUAUGAGAAGUACACCAAAGUGGCAGUCAAUAUGACCAGACUUAGUGAGAAGAACAAUGUCGUCCAGCUGCAGAUCGGAGAUAGGCUGAGAGACAAGAUGAGAGAGCAGAGGAAAGAUAUCCAUAGGAAGAUUUAUGGAGACAAGCUCGCUAGUGGUCUCAAGUCUACGAAUACAGGGGUUUCAAAGGGGUCAAGAUUCUAAGUGGCGUUUUAUAGUGAUUUGUAGUGGAAAUUGGAUUUUUAGG